AUGAAUUACUCACUGAUAUUUCACAGCUCAAAAAAAAAACCAUGUGGAUCAGAUAUAGAAAGUGUUGAGAUGUUUGAUCAAGCCUUCUUUAUCGGGACUGACCUUUUUUGGUACAAAUUACAUGUAAACACAAAGACUCUUUCUUUUCUUGGAGUGUACCUUAAAUCGUACUUUAUGCACAAUCAAACCAUAUCAAACAUACUAACAACCUCUCGCGCUCUUAAAGUGACAGAAACAUCUUCGCUACCUUCAACUAAUUUUGUAGAAAGUGCUUCUGUAUAUGUCAAUUCGACAUUUUUAGCUCGAUUCUUUGAUGGGAUUAACUUCUAUCGAGUACGGAAAGGGAGGGCACGUUGCAGUACUGGAGAGCGCACUAUUUGUAUCCACGUCGUUUCGGUUGGUUAGUAGUAUAUGUAUGACAUGACUUACCGCCUAAUCUCCUUUAUAAUAUUCUUUUUACACCAAAAAAAAAACAAAACAAAAAGGUGUACAUGGAUAGUAAUCCACAAAUAAAUCUUCUUGGUGAACAUAUA
This is a messenger RNA of Mucor mucedo, 533 nucleotides long. RefSeq lists its product as uncharacterized. The transcript is spliced from 4 exons. NCBI's taxonomy places the organism in Eukaryota, Fungi, Mucoromycota, Mucoromycetes, Mucorales, Mucoraceae. The record is from RefSeq and is a predicted model, not a curated record. The coding region runs from base 1 to 405 and encodes 134 amino acids.